AUGGCAAUUUCAUCAAGUCAAACAAUAAAUGUAUUAGAAUAUGGUGUUAUGGGCUCAAUGUUAAUAAUAUCAGCGAAUUAUAAUAAUUCAAUGAUUGUUUUCUAUUCAUCAAAAUGUAUCAAUAAACAAAUAAGAGAAUGGAGUCAAAUAAUGCAACAAGAAUAUAAUCGAACGAAACAACAUCGUCUCAAUGAUCUUACUAUUAAUUAUCUUGGUUAUAAUAAUAAUAAUACAGAAAAAGGAAUAAAUUAUGAAGAAACAAGAUGA
Rotaria sp. Silwood2 is the source of this 267-nucleotide messenger RNA. The record is from the annotation of a GenBank genome assembly. Lineage: Eukaryota; Metazoa; Rotifera; Eurotatoria; Philodinida; Philodinidae.